This is a messenger RNA of Helianthus annuus (common sunflower), 2046 nucleotides long. RefSeq lists its product as uncharacterized. The record is from RefSeq and is a predicted model, not a curated record. The transcript is spliced from 3 exons. Lineage: Eukaryota; Viridiplantae; Streptophyta; Magnoliopsida; Asterales; Asteraceae. Bases 1 to 2046 code for a protein of 681 amino acids. Gene Ontology annotation, molecular function: nucleic acid binding; RNA-DNA hybrid ribonuclease activity.
AUGGCGAAGACUAAACAGAGCAUGAAUGCAAGGUUAGAGGAUUGGCGAGCAGUUUUAGAGGGCAAAGGUAUAAGAAUUAGUCGCUCCAAGACUGAGUAUCUUUAUUGUAAUUUCAGUGGUGCGGGCGAUGACGAUGACAAUCAAAUUACUAUUGACGAUCAACAGGUUCCGCAAGUUACUAAGUUCAAGUAUUUAGGAUCGUUUGUAAAAAGGGGCGGGGAGAUAGAUAGCGAUGUAGCACAUCCCAUCCAGGCUAGUUGGUGUAGGUGGAGAGCAACUACUGGGGUUUUGUGCGGUAAAAGGUUCCCAACUAAAUUAAAGGGGAAAGUUUAUAGGUUGAUGAACGAAACAUUCAGUGACGCCAUCGGUAAGUACAUAGAAGUGUACAUGGAUGAUCUGGUAAUCAUGAGCAAGGAGAAGAGCGCGAUGCUGACAAAUAUCCAGAAGACCUUCAACACGCUGUGCAGCGUAAGCAUCAAACUGAAUCCAGCAAAGUGCUCAUUCGGAAUGGAAGAAGGAAAGUUUUUGGGCUUCGUAGUCAUUAAAGAUGGUUUUAAGGUGAAUCCAGAAAAGGUCCAGGCCAUAGAAAGGAUGCCUUCACCAGCAAACGUCAAAGACAUGCAAAAGCUUGCAGGACGAUUGGCAGCACUCAAUCGGUUCCUAGCUAACCACGCUGCAAAAUCUUUCCCAUUCAUCAAGACCUUGCGCAACUCUUCCGACAAGGCAGUCGGAGCCGUACUGCUUGUUGAUCGUCAAGGUGUCCAAACACCUGUGUAUUAUGUGUCUAGAACCUUGACCGACCCAGAAACCAGAUACGCAAUCAUGGAAAAGCUUGUCCUUGCACUGAUUCACGCGUCAAGAAGGCUGCGCAGAUAUUUCGCCAAUCACGUCAUCCACGUGCUAACAAACUACAAUAUUGGGAAUAUCCUAGCAAGGCCAGAAGUAUCAGGAAGGUUGGCCAAAUGGGCAAUAGAGCUAGGGGGACACAAUGUGGUUUUCAGACCACGUCCAUCAAUCAAGGGCCAAGUCUUGGCAGAUUUUAUGACAGAAGUGCCAGACGACAAAGACAGAGAAUGCAAGGCGAUGGAGAAAGCUGAGAAAAAACAAACAGAAGAGCCAUGGCUACUGUACACAGAUGGUGCAUCCAACGAAGAUGGGGCAGGCGCAGGGCUAAGGCUAGUAAGCCCUGACAAACAUGAGUUCACAUACGCCAUACGCCUAGACUUCAAGAGCACAAACAAUGAAGCAGAGUAUGAAGCCUUUCUGGCCGGCUUGCGUUUGGCAAUCAAAAUGGGGGUCCGACACAUCGAAGCACAUGUGGACUCCAUGUUAGUAGCAGGCCAAAUCAACGGCCAGUAUGAAGUCAAGGGCGACAUAAUGGCACUCUAUCUCAACCAAGCGAAGACGUUGUUACAAACUUCCUAUUCCUACAAGGUGCAUCACAUAAACCGCAGCGAAAACAAGCCGGCAGAUGCUUUGAGCAAGCUUGCGUCGACAAGUUUCCAACACCUAGCAAAGGAUGUGCGCAUAGAAGUUUUGAGCAACCCAUCUGUUCCACUCAGAGAAGUCAGCGUCAUCCAAACAGGAACCACGUCCUGGAUGACACCCAUAAUCAUGUACUUACAGUCCGGGAUACUUCCAGAAAACAAAGCUGAGGCGCGAAAGAUACAAUAUAAAUCAGAACAUUAUCAGAUGGCAUACGGGAUACUGUAUCGAAAGUCAUAUCUCGGCCCGCUGCUAAGAUGUGUUGAUGCCGACGACGCAAACUAUCUGAUCCGGGAAGUACAUGAAGGCAUUUGUGGUAUCCAUACCGGGCCGCGAAUGGUAGUGGCAAAAGUAAUGAAUGUCGGAUACUACUGGCCCGGGAUGCACCUCGAUGCCGUGAAAGAGUUGAGAAAAUGCAGUGGCUGUCAGAGGCACGCACCGAAAACCAUGCGCCCCAAAAACGAGCUGGUACCAGUAACAACCGCAUGGCCUUUUCAGCAAUGGGGCAUAGACAUGGUGGGCCCCUUUCCAGAAGCUCCGGGGCAGUUAAGUUCAUCAUAG